Molecule: messenger RNA, 992 nt
Organism: Anneissia japonica
Lineage: Eukaryota; Metazoa; Echinodermata; Crinoidea; Comatulida; Comatulidae
Product: methylglutaconyl-CoA hydratase, mitochondrial-like
Exons: 8
Coding region: 51-977 (308 amino acids)
Biological process (GO): fatty acid beta-oxidation
Cellular component (GO): mitochondrion
Molecular function (GO): enoyl-CoA hydratase activity
Source: RefSeq, a predicted model, not a curated record
GUUAAAGGUCAUACAUUCAUUCAUGAACGUACGAAACCUGGAUAUAGAAAAUGGCUGGAAAUUUGUAUUUGUCUCUCUGCAAAAUACAUUCUAGGGCCUUAUUAUUUCCAAAGCGAUUUUUGAGCCCAUCGAUAAUAUUACAAGAAAUUCAACAUAGAAAUGCUUCUACCUCAGAAGAUGAACUAAAUGUCAAGUACUUGGAGGGAGACGAUGAAGGUAUAGUUGUUUUCGGGUUAAACAGACCAGCAGCUAAGAAUGCUGUUAGCAGAAAUCUCCUGAAGAUGCUUGAGGAUGGUCUAGGAGCCGUUCGUUAUGAUAAAAAUGUCCGUUCGUUGAUCAUUAAAAGUGAUGUUCCUGGGAUAUUUUGUGCUGGAGCCGACCUAAAGGAGAGAGUUACAUUUAGUCCAAAGGAGGUAGCAGCAUUUGUUGACGGGGUUAGAAAGUUAACCAUGGACAUUAGCAACAUGCCCAUGCCGGUGAUUGCUGCCAUGGAUGGGACAGCGGUUGGAGGCGGGCUAGAGUUUGCCUUGGCCUGUGACAUGAGGACAUCAACUACAAAGACACAACUUGGCUUAGUUGAGACAAGACUGGCCAUAAUUCCUGGCGGUGGUGGAACCCAACGAUUGGCCCGUCUUGUAGGCUCCGCUUUAGCUAAGGAACUAAUUUUUACUGCUCGUGUUUUCAAUGGAGCUGAAGCUGCUAGGAUGGGCAUUGUGAACCACGCUGUAGAACAAGACGAGAGUAAUGAGGCAGCCUACAAGAAGGCUUUGGAUAUUGCCAGAGAGAUCAUACCACAGGGUCCAAUUGCAGUGCAAAUGGCUAAAUUAGCAAUUAAUAAGGGUAUGGAGGUGGAUCUCACAAGUGGUUUAGCAUUUGAGGGAGCGUACUAUGCCCAGGUCAGUAAUAUUGAUUUUGUUAUUCAUAAAAGGGAUGUAUCAAAUUUUUGGCUCCAAUGCAUACAUAGGGUGCAUUUUUAAUGGUCUUGAUGGAUG